UGUCGAUCGGACGCUCAGUUACCACGUCUGGCCGUUCCCGAUGGAUCUUGCGACACAGCGCUUGCGCAAAGAGUAUGUGGCGCUGAAGAAGACGCCCGUGGACAACAUCGAAGCGGUUCCGUUGGAAAACAACAUCCUUGAAUGGCACUAUGUGAUUCGAGGUGUGGGUCUGUAUGAGGGUGGGUUCUACCACGGCAAGCUCAAGUUCCCUCGCGAGUACCCGAUGAAGCCUCCAUCUGUGUACAUGAUCACACCCAGUGGGCGCUUUGAAAUGAACACGCGACUUUGCCUGAGCAUAUCGGACUUUCACCCUGAAACGUGGAAUCCGUUGUGGUCUGUGGGAAGCAUUCUCAUCGGCUUGUUUUCGUUCAUGAACGAGGACACCGCCACGACGGGGAGCAUCGAGUCGAGCGAUGAGGAAAAGCAGACCCUUGCCGCCUCAAGUCUCGCAACGAACUGCACGAACUCAGUCUUUCGAAAGUGCUUUCCUCAUCUUGUCGAGAUGCAUCAAGAUCUCGAAAGUCGCGCGUCGUCUGUAGCACCUGCUCCCAGCAAUACAUGACCAGCCCAUCGACUAGCCGAUAUAUAAUACGAUGUGUCUCUUUCCACUCCCACA
Messenger RNA from Aphanomyces invadans, 616 nucleotides. RefSeq lists its product as hypothetical. The transcript has a single exon. The record is from RefSeq and is a predicted model, not a curated record. Lineage: Eukaryota; Oomycota; Saprolegniomycetes; Saprolegniales; Verrucalvaceae. The coding region runs from base 41 to 562 and encodes 173 amino acids.